AUGGGCGACAACAGCGCGACGUACCUACUGCUGCCGAGCAGGAUCAUCACGUCCUACAAGUCAAUCAUGCCGCAUGGCAUCGCUGCAGAGCGCGCGCUCCCUGCGCCGUCCUGCACGGGCUUCACCGCCGCAUACACGUUGGGCCGCCUCCGGGAUCUCCUCCGCACCGCCGCGCUGCGCGGGGUCGCUGGGGUGCCCACUUCCCUCGGGACGGAGGCGCAUGCGGCGCACGUUGCGAUCCCGGUGCUCGCGUUGGCGAACGCCGCGGAGGUCCACCUCUCCAUCGACGGCGCCGACAAGGUCAACCCGGACCUCAACCUCGUCAAGGGCCGCGGUGGCUCGCUCCUCCGCGAGAAGAUGAUCAAGGGCGACGGAGGCCGCUUCGUUGUCGACGAGUCCAAGCUCGUACCCUGCCUCGCCUGCACGGGCGCUGUGCCCGUCGAAUUUGUCCCCUUCCUGCAAGUCGGGACACCCCGCGCCACAGGAUCUUCAUCGCCGUCUAGGAUGGCCACGGCGGUGAGCUCCGACGCGGCAAGGGCAGUGACACGAAGCUCCGGCCAACGGUGAAGGAACACUCGUGACUCUUGAUUGCUUUUUUAUUUUCUUCUUAGGGUGUUCUUUGUAAAUUUCCUUACGAGUUGUAAAUGCUCUGUUAAAAGUAAUCAUCACAUGGACUGCCUGCAGUUUGCAGCCAUGUGCAGAGAUGCAGGCGCUGGACAAGCUAUUUUUUUUGUUUCCAAAAUAAUAUAGCGCCAGCGAA
This is a messenger RNA of Lolium perenne, 760 nucleotides long. RefSeq names its product probable ribose-5-phosphate isomerase 1. The record is from RefSeq and is a predicted model, not a curated record. Lineage: Eukaryota; Viridiplantae; Streptophyta; Magnoliopsida; Poales; Poaceae. Gene Ontology annotation, molecular function: ribose-5-phosphate isomerase activity. Gene Ontology annotation, biological process: pentose-phosphate shunt, non-oxidative branch.